AUGGCAUUAGGUGGUAGAGGGAGGCAAGGAACUGUGCAGUCUCUGGACGUAACACUAGUUACAAUGGAAGAGAUCGCAAGUUUACGCAAGGCACGAGACUACGUAAAGGCGAAGUUGACAAGGUUGAGAACGCAAGUACUGGAAGUAACUGAGAAAACCGGCGUCAAGUUCGACAAGGAACAAGCAGAAACGAGGUUAGAAAGGUUAGAAGGCAUUUAUCGAGAGUUCGAGGCCAUCCAGAGGCAACUAUUAGACAAGGUAGGCGAUUUUACCGUCGAUGAUACGACGGAAGACGAGUUUUUCGAGCAACGAUAUUUCGAGCAAUCUGAGAUGAUGCAACAGUUCGGGCGCGGAUUUCAAAGCGAUACCGCCACGCCAUCUUCUCUGUCGUCAAGCGGGAAUGAAGCGUUGGCGGCCAUUCUUUCGCGGCAAACGGAAAUCCUCGAUCGCGUUGCAAUUACAGCAGAGUCCGUGAAUACCGAUGCUAGAGUCAAAUUGCCGACUAUCAAACUUCCUCGUUUUGACGGAAAAAUUGAGGAAUGGAAAUAUUUCGCAGAUAGUUUUCGAUCUAUUAUACACAAUAAGCCGCAUUUAUCGAAUAUCGAGAAAUUUCAAUAUUUAAUUUCAUCCAUUUCGGGCGAUGCCGCGAAAAUUAUCGAGUCGAUCGAGUUAACAGAACAAAAUUAUACGACUGCAUGGGAGUUGUUACAGCAGCGUUACGAUGAUCCCAGGUCGCUCAAGAAAAAACACAUCCAGUGUUUAUUUAUGAUGCCAAUCGUGGCAAAAGAGUCAGCUAAGGCUCUUCGAGAUUUAAUCGAUCACACUUCUAGACAUUUGAGAGUGUUGAAGGUUCUAGGUUUACCCAUUGACUCGUGGGACGAGCUCAUCAUGCAUAUGAUGGAAACAAGGUUCGAUGUGAAAACUCUUCGAGCUUGGGAAGAAGAGGUAGAGAGCAAGGAUGAAGCGAAGUUGGAUGAUAUGAUCGAGUUCCUGAAAAGGAAAUGUCAGACCUUAGAGCGAAUCGAGUCUAGAGUAUCCGAUAGGAAUGAAAAAUCGCUUAAGGAAUCUGAUCAACGUACAAAGGGAGCUAUCGGUUCCAAAUCGCAUUUGUCGACCAAAAACAGUGCAAGUCAGAAAGCUGUUUUAACGGCUUCAAUCAAUUCGGGAAUGAUCAAAACAUGCAAAAUGGGUAACUGCAGAGAAUGUGCAGGACGACACAAUACAUUGUGCCAUUUACCUCAAGAUAACAAGAUUGUUGCGAAGUCAGAUGUCGCAGAAUCUCAAGGUAUAACAGAUAGCGAGCCGAUCAAAAGUGUAGCGGUUCACGCCUCAAGCAAUUUAAGAGGACGACAAGUCAUUAUGGCUACGGCGACAGUAGAAGCCACGCGACGCAAUGGUUCGAGUACAUCGAUUCGAGUAUUACUAGACAGCGCGAACGAAGCUAAUUUUAUUACGCAAGCGGCGCACAAUAAGCUAGGUUUGAAGCGAAACAGAAUUUCCGAAAUCGUUACAGGUUUAAAUGGAACAGCAAGUAAAAUUGAGAAUGUUUGCGAGGUUCAUGUCAAGUCGAGACACUCCAAUUUCGAGAUCAAUACGCAGUGUUUAAUUGUGCCUAAGAUUACGAAAACUUUACCAUCCAUGGAAAUAAAUCGUAGCAAGUUGCAGAUACCUAAGCCAGACAAAUUGGAUCUUGAACAAGGUCAGUUAGUUUUACAAAACACGAAGUUAGGGUGGAUAGUGGCUGGAACAAUGCCAUCGAGCGUGCAAAAGAGUCCAAUUUGUAAUCAAUUUACGACAAGUUUGGUAACUUGCUCCGAGAAUUCGUGUGAGAUGUUACGAGAAGAAUUAGAAAAAUUUUGGAAAUUGGAGAAUUGCGAUGAUUACAAGGCACGAACAUUAUCGAUAACCGAGAAGAAAUGCGGGCGAUAUUUCGAGCAAACCACCACGCGAGACAGUGAUGGUAGGUUUAUAGUAAGAUUGCCGUUUCAGGACGUAAAGCCGCCUAUUGGUAAUAACAGAGAAAUAGCUCGCAAAAGAUUGCAUCGUCUAGAGCAUACCCUUAAGGGCAAUGAAGCAAUGUACAAUCAAUAUAUUAACAUUAUGCGCGAGUAUAUCAAUUUAGGACACAUGUCAGAAGUAAGCAAUUUCGAUAAUCCUGCUGAGAGUAUAGUAUAUCUACCUCAUCAUGGAGUAGUAAAAGAAGCAAGUAGUAGUACGAAGUUACGUGUCGUAUUUGACGCAUCAGUCAAAAAUAACAAGGACGUGUCACUGAACGAUGCACUUCUUGUUGUGCCAGUGUUGCACGAUAACUUAACCGAAAUAGUUGUACGUUUUCGAUUUUUCAAAAUUGCGUUGACAGCGGAUUUACAGAAAAUGUAUCGUCAAAUAUCCGUUCACAUUGACGAUCGAAUUUAUCAGCAUAUUUUAUGGCGAUUUUCGACAGAGGAACCCAUAAAGGAGUACUGUUUGAAUACAGUUAUAUUCGGCGCAGCUUGUUCACCGUUCUUAGCGGUGAGUUGUGUUCGACGAUUAGCGAAGAAAGGUGCGAAGCGACAUCCUUUAGCUUCUUCGGCAUUAUUAGAGAACACGUAUGUAGACGAUAUUAUUUCCGGAGCAAAUACAAUUUUGGAAGCGCGUGUUUUACAAAACCAAUUGUCGGAACUAUUACAAGGAGGAUUCGAGGCGCAUAAGUGGUGCUCAAAUUCUCAGGAUGCAUUAAGAGAAGUGCCGACGAAGCUAAGAGAAUCAAAUCCGACGACAAAUAUCGAUGCGAAUAAUACUAUAAGCACAUUGGGGCUUGAGUGGAAUCUUAUGUUAGACGUGUUUCAAUUUAAAACGCAAAUGGUAGCUGACGUAUCUACGAAGCGCGAAAUGUUAUCGGCGAUUAGCAAGUUAUUCGAUCCGCUGGGAUUGAUCGGUCCUGUGUUGACAGUAGCUAAAAUUUUAAUGCAAGGGCUUUGGGAGAUCAAGAUAGAUUGGGAUGACCCACUCCCAGAAACAAUUUUGUUUAAGUGGCGAAUGUUUCAAGAAAGUCUCGAGGAGGUACAUACGUUGCGAGUACCUCGAGUAGUUAUUAGUCUAUCCGAAAAUAGUCGAUUUUCUAUAUUAGGAUUUUGUGAUGCGUCCAAAAACGCAUAUGGCGCGUGCGUAUACAUACAAUCUCUUAACGAAGCGAAUGGAGAGACAACGGUUAAGUUGUUGUGCUCAAAGGCCAGAGUAGCUCCGUUAAAAAAGGUAUCAAUUCCUAAGUUAGAACUAUGCAGUGCGUUACUGUUAGCAAGGUUAAUUAACAAUGUUAAACGAGCGAUCCAGAUAAAAAUCGACGGAGUUCAUGCGUGGACAGAUUCGAUGGUUGUGCUUUACUGGAUUAUUUCACGAUGGAAACCCUUUGUUUCAAAUCGAGUGUCAGAAAUUGUCGAGAGUGUGCCGGCAAUUUAUUGGCAACAUGUUAAAGGCUCCGAAAACCCUGCCGAUUUAAUAUCAAGAGGAGCUACACUUGGGCAACUCAAGGGCUGUCAAUUAUGGUGGAAUGGUCCAAGAUGGCUAGUUGACACACCACAGUCCGCGAGAAACGAGAAUAUCGAUUGGAAAUUCUCUGAAGAGGAUCUCGAUAGUGCAGCUGAAGAAACGAGAAAGGAAUUUUUAGUUUGCAAUUUAAAUAUACAGCAACCGUUGAAAAGGACGGACAGGAUUUGUACCAAAUUAACGUUGGCAGAAUUGCAAGCAGCCCAACGCGAGAUAAUCAAGUAUUCACAAAGCGUUUAUUUUCAUGACGAUGUGAAGAAUCUCAAGAACAAACGGCAACUGAGUCCUACGAGUCGAUUACUUCAGUUGAAUGCGUUCCUAGAUGAAGAUGGUAUCAUCAGGGUGGGCGGUCGACUUCACGAAGCGCCUUGGAACUGGGAAAGGAAGCAUCCGAUCGUAUUGCCAGCUAAAUACAGAGGCAUCGAAUGGAGUUUCAUUCCGCCAUAUUCACCUCACCUGGGAGGUCUUUGGGAAGCAGGCGUAAAAUCCUGCAAGUAUCAUUUGAAGCGAGCCAUGGGAAAUACUCUAUUCACAUUUGAAGAGUUAACCACACUUUUGGUGCAAAUAGAAGCGUGCCUAAACUCUAGGCCACUUUCACCUUUAUCUUCCGAUCCAUCGGAUUUACAACCUUUAACACCAGGACACUUUAUUGUAGGAGGGCCGUUGACUGGUCUUCCAGAAACUGACUUAUCCGAGUUAAAAAUUAAUCGUCUCAAUAGAUGGGAGAUGAUCCAACGUGCAGUUCAAGACUUUUGGAAACGGUGGGCGGACGAAUACGUAGCCAAUCUCCAAAGUCGAGUCAAGUGGAAAACAGAGCAGAAAAAUUUGAAAAUCAACGAUCUCGUUUUAUUAAGAGAAGACAACCUUCCACCGUUGAAGUAG
Ooceraea biroi (clonal raider ant) is the source of this 4407-nucleotide messenger RNA. RefSeq lists its product as uncharacterized. The record is from RefSeq and is a predicted model, not a curated record. Lineage: Eukaryota; Metazoa; Arthropoda; Insecta; Hymenoptera; Formicidae. Gene Ontology annotation, molecular function: nucleic acid binding.